Haemorhous mexicanus (house finch) is the source of this 6378-nucleotide messenger RNA. It is a transcript of the gene FER1L5, whose product is annotated as fer-1 like family member 5. Gene Ontology annotation, biological process: monocyte activation involved in immune response; vesicle fusion; plasma membrane repair. Bases 1 to 6378 code for a protein of 2125 amino acids. The transcript is spliced from 49 exons. Lineage: Eukaryota; Metazoa; Chordata; Aves; Passeriformes; Fringillidae. Gene Ontology annotation, molecular function: calcium-dependent phospholipid binding; calcium ion binding. Gene Ontology annotation, cellular component: cytoplasmic vesicle; T-tubule; membrane. The record is from RefSeq and is a predicted model, not a curated record.
AUGCUGCGGUGCCACGUGGUCGCCGCCCACAUUCCCGGGGCCACCGGCUUCGGUCCCGGUGUCCUGCUGUCCGUCAGCUUCCGAGGUGUCCCCAGGAGAACCCAGGUGGUGCCCGAGGAGCGCAGCCUCACCUGGAAUGAGGAGCUGGUGUGGCCGCUGGACAUGUGUCCCCUGAGUGCCACGGACACGCUGGGCCUGCGCCUGCGGCGUGGGGACUGCCCACUGCCCCAGGGUGACCUGGGUGCCACCACGGUGUCGUUGGGCGAGCUGGUGGCCAACCCCAGCCUGCCGAUGGCCGUCAGGGACAUCCCACUGCUGGACCACCGGGACCGACCCACGGGGUGCACUGUCACCCUCCGCUGCUACCACGACCCGCGUGGCGCGGUCGAGGACGUCCCUGUCACCACCAUGCACGGCCAGGUGGCCCUGGAGCCACCGGGGGUGGCUCCCAAUGAGAGGAAAGAGGAUUUCCAGGUCCGGGUGAGGGUCAUCAAGGGCCGCCAGCUGCGGGGCAAUGACAUCAAACCCGUGGUGAAGGUGCAGAUCGGGAAGCAGAACUUCCGCAGCCGCAGCCGCAGCGGGAACAACCCCUACUUCAACGAGAAUUUCCGCCUGACGCCGGAGCAGCUGGUGGCACAGCCCAUCCACAUCCAGGUGCUCCGCUCACCAAACGCCUGCACCAAACCCGUCAUCGGCAUCUUCGAGCUCGAUGUUGGCACCAUCUACUCUGCCCCAGGGCGCAGUCUGAGCGGGAGGUGGCUGAGCCUGCAGCACCCGCGGCACCGCGACGGCCGCUCGCAGGGCUUCCUGCAGGUCAGCCUCAUGGUGCGCCGCGCCGGCGAGCGCGCCCAGGAGCAGGAGGUGCCGGCGGGGGACGAGGAUGUGGAGGCCAACCUGCUGCGGCCACCGCCCUGUGCCACCACGCUGCAGAUCCGCGUGUUCCGCGCCGAGGACCUGCCGCGGGGUGGGGACACCGGGAUGUGGCGUGGGGACAUCGGGAAUUGGGCGGAGCCGGCGCGGCCGUGCCUGGGCGGCGCCGCGGGUUCGCUGAAGGUGUCGGUGCGGGUCGGCUUUGCGGGCAGGACGCUCUGCACCCGCGGGGUGCCUGCCGAGGCCAGCCCCGAGUGGAACGAGGUUUUGUUCUUCCCCCUGCGGCUGCCCCCCAUCUGUGACGAGAUCCUGCUGGAAAUCCUGCGUGGGUCGUGCCGGAGCAAAACCGUGGGCAGGGCCACCCUGAGGCUGUCCCAAAUCUCCCGGGACCCUGACGAGCUUGAGGAGGGGACCCCCGGGUUCUUCCCCUCCUUCGGGCCCAGCUUCCUGCCCUUCUACGGCCCCCGGCCAGAUGCUGCCCGGGACUCGGGGCCGGUUUAUCGGGGCCGGCUGCUGCUGGAGCUCUGCACCCACAUGGGGACCCCGCCCGGGCGCCAGCGCGACCCCGUGGCCCCCGUGGACGCCGAGCGGGCACAGAGCCGCCUGCCCCGCUGCCAGCUGGGGCUCUGUGGGGUUUUCUACUCGACCACCACGGUGCCAGGCGGCCCCGAGGCGCUGAGCCUGGAGCUGGGCAUCGGCAGCGCCGCGGCCGCCACCGCGCCGGCCCUGCCCGUGUUCGACGGGAACCUCUACCACCACCUGCCGUGGUUUGGGGACAAACCGGUGGCUGCUGUCACCUCUCUGUGGGAGGACGCCGGACACCGCUGGGACAGCCUGAACCUCCUGCGGGCUCUGUGCCACCACCUGGAGAGGAACCUGGCCAAGCUGCAGGGACACAGCGGGGACACCGCCAGGGACAGCAGGAGGAAGCUGCUGCGGGACCUGGAACAGGACUGCGAGGCCACCUUGCAGUGCCUGGAGGAGCAGCCUGCCCUGACAGCCCUGGACCAGCAGCUGCGGAGCUGCCGGCGCCGCCUCCUGCUGCGGCUGCAGCGCGAGGCCAGGGCCGAUGGCCGGCACGGGGACACCCUGGGGACAGUGGCCCAGGGGUGGCUGCGGCGCGCGGCCGCGCUGGCCGUGGAGCCCCAGGCCGGUGUCCCCGACGUGCAGCUGUGGCUGCUGCGGGGCCAGCUCCGGGUGGCCUCAGCCCGUGUCCCCGCCACCGCUGUCCUGCACUCCCCGCGCGGCCCCGGCGCCUGCGGCCGCCUCUGCGGGAGGAUCCUCACCCUGUUCCUGGGCUGCGGGGACACCCAGGCCCAGGUGCGGGUCUGGCUGUGGCUGGGGCGAGUGGACGAGAGCGGCGAGCUGGUCCGGCUGCUCGGGGGGAGCCUGCGCUUCUACAGCGAGAUGUUCGAGAACCAGACGCGGCUGUUGGGGAAAUGGGGGCCCCGGAGGCUUUUGGGGCGCCCCGCGUUCUCCGACAGCUCCGGCCGGGCCGUGCCCCCCCCGGAUGAGCUGCGGCCCCCCAAGGGCUGGCGCUGGGACGGGCCCUGGAGCGUGGAGCGGCCGCGGCGGGUGCUGGCACGGGCGGAGGGCGCGGGGAGCGUGGUGCUGGAGGAGCUCUACGAGAACCAGAGCCGAGACCCCAGCGGGGGCUGGGCCAGCAUGGCCAGCACGGACGCCGUGAGUGGGGGACAGCGUGGGGACAGCGCGGGUGACACCAGAGUGUCGCGGCUCAGCGCCCGCCUGGUUUUGCAGAAGGGAGUGGCGGUGCCACCGAAGGAGGAGGUGGCAUGUCCCCAGGGCUGGCGUGUCACCAGUGACUGGCAAGUGGACAUGGAGGGGGCUGAGGAUGAGGAUGGUUGGCAGUACGGGGUGGGCACGGAGGAUGGCAGCCCCCCGUCAGCGUGGCACAGCAAGGGACAGCAGUGUCACACCCUCCGGCGUCGGCGCUGGGUCCGGGUCCGCCAAAGGGACAGCGACAGCUGGACACAGGAGCAGGACAUGGACACCUGCAGCACCCUGGUGACACACACGGGGACAGGGACGGCGGACCCCGAGGAGCUGUGGGAGGACGAGGCCUGGCAGCCCGAGUGUUUCUGGGGCUGCACCUUCCAGCCCAAGGUCCCGGCCGGUCCCCGGUGCCGCCGGCGGCGCUGGCAGCGCAGCCUGGUGCCCGCCGAGCCCGCGGCCGUGGCACCGCUCUUCCUGCUCCAGGGAGCCCCGGACGCCAAGGAGCUGGCCCAGGACAGUCCAGCGGUGGCCCUGCAGCAGCCGCCCCCCUUCAUCCUCUGCACCUUCGAACGGCCCGGCCGCUUCCAGCUCCGCUGUUACAUCUUCCAGGCGCUGGAUCUGGCGCCCGGCAGCGCCAGGACCUCCAUAGGUGGGACCCCCCACCCCCGGGUGCCACCCCACCUGCAGCCCGGGGCGCUGACAGUGUCGCUGUCCCCAGAUGCCACCGCGCACGUGUCCUUCGUGUCCCUGAGCCAGAGCACGAGGGUGGUGCGUGGGGUGCUGGACCCGCAGUGGGAGCAGACGCUGCUGUUCCCCCGGGUGCCGCUGUUCGGGGACCCCCGAGGCGUCCAGAAGGACCCCCCGGCCGUGGUGGUGGAGGUGUGUGACCAGCGGGGACAGGACACCGCGGUGCUCCUGGGCCGCUGUGUGUGCGCCCCGCGGGUCUGGCUGGACGCGGCGCUCCGGGAGCCGCCCCGGCUCCGGCCCCACCCGCUGCGGGGGCCGCGGGGCCCGGCCGGGGAGCUGCUGGCGGCCUUCGAGCUCGUGCGGGAGCCCGAGGACGGGUCCCCGGCUCCUCUCAGCCUCCCGCCCCUGAGGAAGGACGGGUUCGGCAUCCCCAAGGAGCUGCGGCCGCGCCUGCAGAGGGUGGCGCUGGAGGUGCUGGCCUGGGGGCUGCGGGGGCUGCGCGGGGCCGUGCGGGAGCCGCGGCUGGAGCUGCAGUGGGGGGAGCAGAGCCUGUGGACCCCCCCGAUCCAGGACAUGGCCGCCAACCCCAACUUCCCCAGCAACGCCUUCCUGCUCACCCUGGUGAGGGCGGGACGGGGGCGGGCAGCGGGCGCGGGUGGGGCCGCGGGUGACCGGGCUGUCCCCGCGCUGUCCCCGCAGGCGCUGCCCGAGGAGGAGCGGUUCGUGCCGCCCAUCCGCCUGCGGCUCUGGCACCGCGUGGGCACCGAGCGGCGGCUGCUGCUGGGCCAGGCCAGCGUCAGGGAGCUGGGCCGGUACCGCUGCCCCCCGCCCUGCCAGGAGCAGCUGCUGGGCUCCGGCAGGCCCGGCCAUGGCUCUGACACGGUUGUGUCAAUGCCAGAUGAGCUCCUUUCCGUGCCCGGCUCCUCCAGCCCCUGCAGACGCUGGUGUUCCCUGUUCCUGGCCACAGCCCCGGCCAGGAUGGCUCAGGACCUGCUGGGCUACCUCAGGAACAAGCGGGCUGAGGACGAGGAUGAGGCAGAUGAGGAGGAGGAGGAGGAGAGUGAGGACGAGGAUGAGGACAUGGAGGAGGAGGAGGAAGAGAGAGACUGGUGGAGCAAAUUCUACGCGUCCAUGGAGGACAAGGACCCCAAAUCCCCGUGGGGAACCAACGGGGACAGACUGAAGAUCUACGGCUGCGAGCUGGAGGCGGUGCCCGAGUUCGAGGGGCUGCAGGAUUUCUGCCAGACCUUCCCCCUCUCCAAACCCGGCCGUGCCCCCGAGCCCGUGGGCAGCUUCAAGGGGCUGUUCCGCAUCUACCCCGUGCCCGAGGAGGGCGGAGCCGCCCCCGGCCCGCGCUGCUUCCAGCGCCUGCCGCCCCGCCAGCCGCAGCCGUGCCUGGUGCGCGUCUACGUCGUGCGAGCCUUCGACCUGUCCCCCCGCGAUGUCACCGGGCUGAGCGAUCCCUACGUGCGGGUGGCGCUGGGCAAGAAGACGCUGGGACAGCGGGACCAGUACGUGCCCAACACCCUGGAGCCCGUCUUUGGCAGGAUGUUCGAGCUGACGGCCACCAUCCCCCUGGAGAAGGACCUGCGGGUGACAAUCAUGGACCACGACAAGGUGCCACCUGACCAGGAGAUUGGCAGCACCACCAUCGACCUGGAGGACCGGCUGCUGUCCCACCACCGUGCCCACUGCGGGCUGCCCACCCUGUACCACACCGCGGGCCCCGCGUGCUGGCGGGACCAGCUGUGCCCCAGCCGUGCCCUGGAGCUCCUGGCGGGCACCCGGGGGCUGCCCGGGCCCCGCUUCAGCCGCGGGGGCACCGCCCUGAGCCUGAGCGGGCAGCGCUUCGAGCUGCGCCACUUCGAGCGGGGCCACCCCCCGCCCCGACACGCCGGGGCCCCCCGGGAGCGCCUGGCCCUGCACGUGCUGAACCUGUGCGAGCUCGUCCCGGAGCACUUGGAGACCCGCGGGCUGCAGAGCCGCGCCCAGCCCGGCCUGGAGCAGGGCAAGGUGCAGAUGUGGGUGGACAUUUUCCCCACCAGCCUCGGCCCCCCUGGGCCCCCCGUGAACAUCGACCCCCGCAAGGCCGAGGGGUAUGAGCUGCGCUGCGUGGUGUGGAACGUGCGGGACACGGACCCUGGGGACGUCAACCUGCUGGGCCAGCGCAUGAGUGACAUCUACGUGUCCGGGUGGCUGGACGGGCUCCCCGAGCAGCGGCAGCACACUGACAUCCACUAUCGCUCCCGGAACGGCCGCGGCGCCUUCAACUGGCGCUUCGUGUUCCCCUUCGAGUUCCUGGCGGCCGAGAAGCUCUGCGCCAUCCACCGCAAGGAGCACGUGUGGAGUUUGGAUGAGACGCUGCUGAAGGUGCCGCCCAAGCUCAUCCUGCAGGUGUGGGACAAUGACAAGUUCAAGGCGGACGAUCUGCUGGGGAUCCUGGAGCUGGAGCUGACGCGGCUGCCCCGCCCGGCCCGCAGCGCCCGCCUGUGCCGGGCCACGCCUCAGGAGCUGCCCUGGUUCUCCUGGGCCUGGCUCUCCCUGCCCCGGUUCUUCCGGGCCCGGCUCUCCCGGGCCUGGCUCUCCCUGGCCCGCUUCUCCUGGCUCUGGCUCCCCCUGGCCCGGCUCUCCCGGCGCUGGUGCCGUGCCCCGGCGCGGCAGCGCCCGCCCCUGAACCUGUUCCGCAGGAGGAGGGCGCGGGGCUGGUGGCCCUGCACCAUGCACGAGGAAGGCAGCCAGCGGCUCUCGGGGAAGCUGGAGCUCAGCCUGGAGCUGCUGUCGGCGCAGGAGGCCGAGGAGCGGCCGGUGGGGAAGGGCCGGGAGGAGCCCAACAAGCACCCGACCCUGCCCGAGCCCAGGCGCCCCAAGUCCUCGUUCCUGUGGCUGACAUCUCCGCUGAGCCUCGUCCGCUACGGCGUCCGCUGGCGCUACCUGCUGUGGCUCGGCCUGGGGCUGGCGGCACUCCUGCUGCUCCUGCUGCUCCAUUCCUUCUUCCCGGGCACCCUCAAGGUGAAGGUGGCUGACCCGCGCCAGCUCCUGCCGGCCAAGGAGCAGCCGGGCACGAAGCCUCCCCUGACGGAGCGCUGA